CCAGAAGCCGAGCAGACGGCGGAGGAGCUUCAGGAAGAGAUUGACAAGGCAAACGUGGUGUGUGUGGUGUAUGACGUGUCUGAGGAGGCUACCAUCGAGAAGAUCCGCACCAAAUGGAUCCCGCUGGUGAACGGGGGUACCGAGAGGGGCCCCAGAGUCCCCAUCAUCCUGGUGGGCAACAAGUCAGAUCUGCGGGCGGGCAGCUCGAUGGAGGCCGUGCUGCCCAUCAUGAGCCAGUUCCCUGAGAUCGAGACCUGCGUGGAGUGCUCUGCCAAGAACCUGAGAAACAUCUCGGAGUUGUUCUACUACGCACAGAAGGCUGUGCUACACCCCACGGCCCCGCUCUACGACCCUGAGGCCAAGCAGCUGAGGCCCGCGUGUGUCCAGGCCCUCACGCGCAUCUUCAGGCUCUCAGACCAGGACCUAGAUCAGGCGCUCAGUGACGAGGAACUCAACGCGUUCCAGAAAUCCUGCUUCGGGCACCCCCUGGCCCCCCAGGCCCUGGAGGACGUGAAGACGGUGGUGUGCAAGAACGUGGCGGGAGGUGUGCGGGAGGACCGGCUGACCCUGGACGGCUUCCUUUUUCUGAACACGCUGUUCAUCCAGCGUGGCCGCCACGAGACCACGUGGACCAUCCUGCGGCGCUUUGGCUACGGCGACACACUGGAGCUGACCCUGGACUACCUUGCUCCGCCCAGUAAACGCUCAAGCAGCUUUAAGCGGGCCAUCGCCAACGGACAGAGGGCCCUGCCCCGGGACGGGCUGCUGGAUGAGCCAGGCCUGGGCGUCUACAAGCGGUUUGUGCGCUACGUCGCCUACGAGAUCCUGCCCCGGGAGGUGGACCGCCACUGGUACUUCUACCGGCACCGCAGCUGCCCACCCCCCGUGUUUAUGGCCUCGGUCACCCUUGCCCAGAUCAUCGUGUUCCUGUGCUACGGGGCCCGUCUCAACAAAUGGGUGCUGCAGACCUACCACCCUGAGUACAUGAAGAGCCCCCUCGUGUACCAUCCCGGCCACCGUGCUCGAGCCUGGCGCUUCCUCACCUACAUGUUCAUGCACGUUGGCCUGGAGCAGCUGGGGUUCAACGCGCUCCUGCAGCUGAUGAUCGGGGUGCCCUUGGAGAUGGUGCACGGUCUGCUCCGCAUCAGCCUGCUCUACCUGGCCGGCGUGCUGGCAGGCUCCCUGACUGUCUCCAUUACCGACAUGCGGGCCCCUGUGGUGGGGGGCUCUGGUGGGGUCUACGCCUUGUGCUCGGCACACCUGGCCAACGUCGUCAUGAACUGGGCUGGGAUGAGGUGUCCCUACAAGCUGCUGAGGAUGGUGCUGGCCUUGGUGUGCAUGAGCUCCGAGGUGGGCCGGGCCGUGUGGCUCCGCUUUUCCCCACCACUGCCUGCCUCAGGCCCACAGCCCAGCUUCAUGGCACACCUGGCAGGUGCAGUGGUCGGGGUCAGCAUGGGUCUGACCAUCCUGCGCAGCUAUGAGGAGCGACUUCGGGACCAGUGCGGCUGGUGGGUGGUGCUGCUUGCCUACGGCACUUUCCUGCUCUUUGCCAUCUUCUGGAACGUCUUCGCCUAUGACCUGCUAGGCGCCCACAUCCCCCCACCACCCUGA
Messenger RNA from Puma concolor (puma), 1611 nucleotides. The record is from RefSeq and is a predicted model, not a curated record. Lineage: Eukaryota; Metazoa; Chordata; Mammalia; Carnivora; Felidae.